AUGGUUUCGUGGCGGCCGGAGACGAGAUUGGAAUGGGCUUUCUUUGGCACUACUGCGGUGCAAGCUCUUACGAAUAUUACUAUACAAACAGUUGUACUCGUUGUCUAUCUCAACUGGGUUAACUCAGUCGUAUACCAGGUGCCACUCGCCUACGUCACGCCACUGACGCUGGCCGUCAAUUCCUUGGGGUGUCUUUUUCAACUCAUAUUAACGCUUGAUGCAUAUCGGAUCAAAAAUCACUUGCAAAUUUUUGUGCAAUGCGUUGCCAACAUAUGCCUGUCGGUCUUAACGGUUCUUCAAUACGGCGAGACCAGAGAUGCGGCUGCCAGGAUCCUCCUUAAUCACGACAUGUAUGGCACCCCCUUUGCGGACCAUGACUGGCCUUUCUGGAAGAAAUCCUCGAUUGGUUUGAUGGUUUGUGUAGUCGUCACAUGCGCUUGCAGUGCCGUCAUGUGCGGGUUAGCGAGGGGACUCUAUCGUGAGUUUUCAUGGGCUUUAUACCAACACGUUAGCCCUGACAAAAAGACACAAAACAAAUACAUGGUUUAUCAGAUUUAUCUUGUUCUUCUCAAGAUCACACCAUACUUUGUCUUCGCAUUCAUAUUCAUAUACGACUUCAUCGACGUUCAUUACAAAGAGCCCGAGUUCUCGUUGACUCUUUCAAUCCUUCCGGUUACCCUUAUACAUGUGGCUAUUGCGGUCUAUUGUGUAAGACAUGAGCGCCCAAUCGGAAUGGCGUUUGUUUUGCUUCUCCAUGCCGCAAACAUCACAUACCUGAUCACCAGACUUCUCGUUCUCUAUGGACACUCGCUACUUGCUAAAACUUUAAUGAAGGACGAGAUGGUAUUCUACAUCUGCGUUGCGCUGGUCUUUUCGACGAGUGCCCUGGUCGUCGGGUCCAUUUGCUUCUUCAACUUCAAGAAAGGACUCAGGCCGAUUCUAUUAGGCCAAGUUCAACGGAAACCUCGGGCACAUGAGCUGGAAGAUGACUACUAUGUCCAGCGUUUGAACUACAAUGUGUUGCCGUUGGCGGACAGAGAAUCUCAACGCUUCGCGUUAGAUUGA
Molecule: messenger RNA, 1065 nt
Organism: Alternaria atra
Lineage: Eukaryota; Fungi; Ascomycota; Dothideomycetes; Pleosporales; Pleosporaceae
Exons: 4
Coding region: 1-1065 (354 amino acids)
Cellular component (GO): Golgi apparatus
Source: RefSeq, a predicted model, not a curated record